AUGUCACGCUCCGCGGACCUGUUCAACUCCACUCUCGGUGGGAAUGGCUCUUUCAACAGUGUCAUGCCUAAGGACUUCGAGUUAGCACCCGCCACCUUAUCCACGGUUUCUUUCGUUAUCACCUUCCUGCUGGGCGUCCCCGGAAACUGCGCAGUCAUCUGGGUAACAGGCUUCAAGAUGGAGAGAAGAGCCCACACGGUGUGUUUCCUGAAACUGGCUGUGGCGGACCUGGCGUACUGCUUUACCCUUCCUUUCCAUUUAGCCAUGUUUUUCGAUCUAAGUUCAUUUCCCCAAGAUGACUCCUUCUUCAUAUUCUUCGGCUGCGUCGUCAUCAUCAACAUGUCCGUCAGCUCCUUCCUGUUGACUCUAAUCAGUAUCUUCCGCAGCCUGGCCGUCAUUCGGCCCAUUUGGUUCCGGCAUCAGCUGAGCCUGGAUUUGGUAUAUGUGUCCUGCUUCGGAGCCUGGGUCCUGGCCUUCCUCAUGUCCCUGCCUCACCUGAUAUUUGAGCAGAUUAUCCUAUAUUUUGGGGAGAAUACCUGGCUCUUUCUGGAGGUAACUUGGGAUGUCUUCAUCUUCGGCCUCACAAUUCUAAUCAUGUCAACCUGCUAUAUCAUGAUCGGCCGGAUUCUGCAGAUGGAUGAUUUAGCCAAAUCCCAGAAGCCCGUCCGCCUCAUAGUGACCGUGGUCGUCGCCUUCAUCAUCUGCUGGCUUCCCAAUAUUGUCUGCAGCCUUCUUCGUGACAUCUCUGAUGCCUUUCUCAAUGGCUGGCUGACCCUUACCUUUGCUCUGGCCUCCUUCAACAGCGCCCUUAACUCCCUUCUCUACGUCUUCCCCGGCCGUGAUUUCCGCCGGGUCUUCAGGCGCUCCCUGACGGCCUCGCUCCACCUGGCUUUCGCCGAGGAAGUUCUUCCCCACCCCGCAGUCACCGUGGACAGAUAG
Messenger RNA from Hypanus sabinus (Atlantic stingray), 939 nucleotides. RefSeq names its product C3a anaphylatoxin chemotactic receptor-like. Gene Ontology annotation, cellular component: plasma membrane. Gene Ontology annotation, molecular function: complement receptor activity; G protein-coupled receptor activity. NCBI's taxonomy places the organism in Eukaryota, Metazoa, Chordata, Chondrichthyes, Myliobatiformes, Dasyatidae. The transcript has a single exon. Gene Ontology annotation, biological process: phospholipase C-activating G protein-coupled receptor signaling pathway; positive regulation of cytosolic calcium ion concentration; complement receptor mediated signaling pathway. The coding region runs from base 1 to 939 and encodes 312 amino acids. The record is from RefSeq and is a predicted model, not a curated record.